This is a messenger RNA of Heteronotia binoei (common prickly gecko), 612 nucleotides long. RefSeq names its product heat shock protein family B (small) member 9 (gene HSPB9). Lineage: Eukaryota; Metazoa; Chordata; Lepidosauria; Squamata; Gekkonidae. The transcript has a single exon. Gene Ontology annotation, biological process: protein refolding; response to heat. Gene Ontology annotation, molecular function: protein folding chaperone. The coding region runs from base 1 to 612 and encodes 203 amino acids. The record is from RefSeq and is a predicted model, not a curated record.
AUGCAGAGGUCUGCUUCCAAACGCGGGUGGGUCGCCCCGGCGGCGGUGCCUCCGAGCCCCGUCUGGGUCACGGGCUGGAAGACGGCGCAGACCCCCGAGGGCUUGCUGGACCUGGUGCUGGAGGACGCCUACGCCUACCUGGACGCGCUGGAGCGCAGGAAGGGCUCCCUCUUGCUCGACGCGCCCACCCUCCUCACGCUCGCCGGCGCCCGUCUGGCUAGCCCGGGAGGCUCCCGGCGGGAGGGCCCCGUGCGCCUCUCGCUCGACCUGGCCGGCUUCUCCCCCGAGGACGUGGCGGUGCAGCUGGACGGCAGGAAGCUGAAGGUGACGGCCAAGCGGGAGACCAAGAAGCGGGCCCCCGACGGCUGCUGCGCCCGGGAUUACCGGGAAGUGUCCCGGGAGGUGCUGCUGCCCGAAGACGCGGACCUGGAGGCCGUGGCCUGCGCCCUCAACGCCGACGGGCAGCUCCGCAUCGAGGCCCCCCGCCUGCCCCCGACCACGCCCCCGGAGAGAGUCGUCCCCAUCCACAUCCAGCGGGAGGAAGAAGCCGUCGGGCAGGGGAAACAGGUGCCCAACGACGGAGAAGAGAAGAAGCCCGAAGGAAACAAAUAA